GAAUCACAAAGGAACAGUUUUGAUAUUUCCCCGGAUAACCACAUCAAAUUCAAGACCGUACGUCUUUUUUCCCAUCAACAGUGAGUACAAGAAAACUUCAGAGAACCCUUUGUUUGCCGAUCGUGUUUCGCGCCUGAUAAUUUAUGCUUCCGUGCCAGAUGUUGUAAAUCGUUUUUCACCAAACAGUAGCGACGUUGAUUCGCACUUGAAUUCAUAUUCUAUUAAACAUCGGUUCUCUUUAUCAAUCAAGACAAUAAUUCAUACUUUUAGCAAAAUUCCUUGAGUAAAAAAAAUUUCCUCCUUGUGAAAUUUGACCCUUAAAUCACGCGAACAAAAACGAAAAUAACUAAAAGUCACGUGAUAAGUUGUUUAUAUCAAAUGUCCCGGCUGAAGACAGAUUACCUCAGUUAAACACAGAGAAGUUUGAGUCGGAGACAUCGAAAGAACGUGUCGUGAUGUUAUAUGCUAAAAUACCUACUCUCAAGACGAACUGAGAACCACUGAGUACUGAGACCUAUAUUAAUGUUACCUUUUAGUUUAGUUACGCAGAUUUUCAGGCCGAAGGAAGCGAGUAAUUUCUGAAACAUAGCAACAUCAGCAUGCAAGCCGGACAUUCGAGGAAAGACAGCGAUGACUUUUCAAAGCUCCUCUUUGGGCAUGAUAACGCGAAUCCAGAAUUUAGUGGAGAGCAUUCGCCGAUGGACUCUUCUUUCACAGAGCCGUCUUUGUCUUAUCGUCAACCAAAGACUUCAUUAACGUCGUUUCGAGCGUUCCUCUCUCGCUGUAGAAGUGAAUCUCACCGCAUUGACAAUUUUUUACUCGAGGCUACGAGGCUUUACGUUCAUCCAGCUGUUUCAGGGCUGGUUUUGUGCCUCGCUAUUUUAAUUCCUGUCGCUUUGGCGCUCUCUGUGAUUAUUCCUGAUUGCAACAAAGGUGAUUGCUUGAUUAUAGACAAAUCUUUAGAGUCAUUCGAAAUCCCGGGACAUAUCAGUUCUGAACGAAAUGACAUGGUUAAGGUUGCUGGAAGCCUUUCCCAUAAAGUGACGGAGUCUCCUACAUUGAGACGCAGAAGAUCUACGAGGGCUCAAGACGAAAAUCCGACAGAGAAAACUUAUCAGUACAAGAGGAAAUCGAGUUUAGAGUUAGUCUAUUUAGCUAAAGGGGACGACGACCUGAACAUGUUAACCAAAGAACGACUUGAAACCGUCCAUGCAAUAGACCAGAGUCUUAUGUCGCAGCCUGGAUUCAGCGACUUCUGCUGGAAGUGGAAAAACGCAAAAGAUGAUCCUUUUCUUGAUGAUCACUGUGUACCUCCAAUUUCUCUUAUAAAUUUCUUUUAUCCCUCUCGAUCUGAGUCUUUGGGCCUUGAAAUUUUUGACGGAAUGGGAAAGAACGAGGAUGGUACUGUAGUCAAGAACCUUACAGAAGCCAGCAUUCAGGACACCUUAAAGCUUCUGCUUACUAAAACAUUUACAUACUGGUUUGUAGACGACUCUUUUUCGAAGGAUAACCUUAGAAGUCGAUUUUUACGAGCAGAACUGAGAUUUGGAUCACCUCUGAAGCCGAAUAAACCGGAUGAGACCCACGGAGAACAAAAUAUUCGGUACGAGAAUUUUUUGAAGGGGUACAUCGAAGCAAUGAAGAAGAUGUCAACAAACAAAGUGAGAUUGCUCUAUGGUGGUACAGAUGUCUUUGACUAUGAGGUGAACAAGACGCUAUGGGCAGACAUCACGCUAGCGGUGUUCACCAUUGCUUUUGUUGGAUUUUUUGUGCUUAUUUUUACACGACUGUCCCCCUUCUUAACUCUUUUCGGAAUUAUCAGUAUUGUAACUCCUCUUGGGUCAGCUUACUUUUUUUUCCGUCAUGUGUUUCAAGUCCCAAGUCUUGCCAUUCUUAGCGGCAUUUCAGCGUUCAUCAUUAUCGGUAUUGGAGUGGACGAUGUGUUUGUGUUCAUCAACACUUUUCGUCAAGCAGAAAGUGCAAGAAGUUUGGAAUCACGCAUGCUACACACCAUAUCCACAGCCGGAAAGGCAACCUUCUUUACAUCCUUUACAACAGCAAUGGCAUUUUUUGCCAACUACUUUUCCAAGAUGCCAGCAAUCCAUGACUUUGGCUUGCUCAUGGCACUGAUAGUGGGAAGCUGUUGGUUUACAGUGUUUUUUACCAUUCCCCCUGCUCUCAACCUUUGGCAUCGUUACGUGUCCAAAUGGGAAGGAUUUAUAUUUAAAAGUUUGUUUGGGUGGAUGAGUUGCACUUUGGGAGGUGGACACUCUGAUUUGCCCGGUGACAUUCAGCAGUUUUUGUCAGGAAAUGAGAGGGGUUAUUCUCAGCCAGCUUCAGCAUCACAAGGGAUGGAACUUGUGGAUAGAUCACCCUCUGAGGAGGAUGACACCUCUCUGAUCAACUUAGAUGGCAGUUCUCCCAACUCACAGAGCCCAUCUCCCAGUUCAAGUGACAGUGACUUGACCAUGUUUGAUGAUCCAAACCAUACUUUUGAUCUGGAGGCACCCCUUAUGAACCGAAGGUCCCUCCAAACAAGACAAGGACAACCACAUCAAAGUCACAAUAAUGGUUGCUGUCGUUGCAGAUGUGGGCUACAGUCAAUUUUGUAUCACUGGCUGGCUGUUCCAAUACAAAAGUACCGUUAUGGUGUUCUGAUUAUUUUUAUUCUAAUCCUGGGUUAGUCCAUAGGUUUGGACUCACAAAUACGACCAUCUACCAAGCCACCAGCCUUCUUCAAAGAAAGCACCAAUUUGCAGCAAUUGAUAGAGCUGAAGUAUAACAUGAGCAGUGAACCAUUAAGAACAAAUGACGUUGCUGCUGAUCAGCUUGUGAAUGAGUUUCAGCAAUCAAAUAAUGCUGAUAAACCAAUUACAAAAAAGCCCACAGUGGCAACUCAGAAUAAUUCACCUAUAUCUCCAUCCCCCCCAGUACACAAGACUUCAGACACUUCAGGAGACAAGAAUGAGGGAGAUGGUGUGCUUCCUAGGCCUGUAGAUUCCAAGACAACAACUCUUAUGCCACAAGGGAAAACAUUGAAACCAACAACAGCAAGUUUGCAGAAAACAACCACCUCUCGCUCUCCAACCAAUAGUUCUGCUGUCCAUCAUACUAAAAAACCAACGACCCAAAGGAAGUCUACACCAGCACAAGAGAUGGAUAAAGACAAACCUCAGACCAAACAGACAGACAAACCCCAGACCAAAAAGACAGAGUCAAACAAAGGUGAUUCUGGGAUUGAUAUCCCUUCUCCAACUGCAGUUGGCACUCCAACCACACCCCCACUGUGUCCUGGAGGUUGCAAGCCAGUCCCAAAACCCUUUGUUGCAUCAUCAGCAACCAUUUUUGUGAUCCUUGGCUUAGAAAGGAUUGAUCGUAGCAUGAUCACACGAGAGCAUGUGAUUGAAAAGAGGGGUGAAGUAAUCCCAGACUUUGAAUUUACAAAGUUGGUUUCAGAACAAUACAGCUUUAUUAAGGCUGCUUGCCGCCUCUGCACAGCAAUAAGCAAUAAUCGUGAGCUUGUUACAAAAGCAGGAGCAGAUUGCUUUCCGAGCUGGAUGUGGAAUAUCUUUCUGGAUGAUAUCAGCAGAUAUGGCCAUCGAUCGAUCUUUUACAAAGACUGUUUUAACUUAUCUAAACCAACAUUUAGCACUGGGUCUUCUCAAGCAAUGAUGUACUCUAUGGAUUUUAAGAAUCCUUAUGGGAAUAAGACGUACUGGAUGAAAAUGGCUUUUGAAUCGCAUAUAUUCUUAGGCAAGUCAUCACAUGAAAAAGUUGAAGAUUUUGAGAAAUGGGACAGGUUUAUGAAGGAGAUUGUUGAUUCUAACCAAUAUCCCAAGGGAUUCCAGUCCAUUUUCCAAACUAACGAAGAGUGGGUGAAAGUGUUCAUGGAAGUUGUAGCUGUCAACAGUGCAAUCUACGGCAUAGUGUUUUCACUUGUGUUAUGUGUUUUCUCUGUGGCUGUGUUCACAGCCAAUGCUUGUCUGACUCUGAUUGUGAUGGUCACCAUAUUAGGUGUCCUGAGCACAGUUGUGGGAAUUUUUUACUUGCUAUCAUGGCAUCUUGGAGCAGUGGAAGCAGUUUCUUUAUCUAUUUUGGUUGGCACAUCAGUUGAUUAUUGCGUUCAUUUGGUAGAAGGUUACAUUAUGGCUGGAAACUCUAUACCACAGAAUCUCAGCUCCCCUAAGGAAAUACGUGGCUGGAGAACACGAGCUGCAGUUUCUCAUAUUGGCACAGCCAUCCUCAGCUCUGCUACUACAACAGUGGUGGGGUCAAUACCUCUGUGCUUGACGGUGAUUCAAUUUUUUGCCAAGUUUGGCCAGAUAUUAGCCAUCAACACUGCUGUAUCAAUUUUCUUUACCCUCACCAUAUGCGUAGCUUUGUUGUGUAUUAUGGCCCCAGUGAAAUUCCGAGCCUCCCUCACAACUUCAGCUAAAGCUCUUGGUGUAGUUGUUGUAAUAUGUGGUCUUGGUACCCUGGUUUUGUACUUGGUCACAUUGAAGAUCAACAUCCCAGGGCCAUCAGGAGAACCUAUACACUUCUGACAACAUCCUCAAAAAUCAGUGGGAUUUGAUCAAGUGCUAACAGAACUUUUUUUUUUUUUUUUUUAAGUAGGUAUGAUCAGAAAAGCUCCCAUUACUGCACUGGUAAUUUUUUGCAAUUUGGCAAAUUUAAAGGAACUUGUAGGUAAUAGGCAUGUGGCUAAUUUAGAAAGGUGAUGAGUCUUUGGUGGGUUUGUGUCUUCUGUUUUUUUUUUAUGCUUACUACACAUAAAUUAAAUGCUGUGUUAAACUGAGACAAAAAUAAUUUUUUAUUUCUCUGUACAGAAAAAAAAGUAAUCUGGAAGGUUUCUAAAAAGCAUAACAAUACAAAUCUUCAAAAUUGCAAUUCUCCUAUCAGCUGUUUUUUAAUCAAUUGAGCACCCACAAGAAGCGACAAGAAUUUUUCAGGCAUUCUGGCAAAUAGCUAUGAUUUUUUUCAAAGUUUCUCAGUAGAAUUGUAUUGAAUUAAAAUAGCACUUUUUCAAUUAUUUGUAAUACCAAAUGUGUAUGUAUAGUUUAACUCCAGGCUAUUUUUAUAUUGUUGGAAAGCUAUCCUAAUGGAAGAAGUUUGUUUCACAUUCAUUUGGCUUUAAAAGUUUUGUGAUCUAUUGUGCAAAGCAAGUUGUGUCUAGAGCUAUAAUUAUUGUAAAGAUUUAUUUGUAAGUAAGUUUUAAAGUAUUAAGUAUAGUUGCUUGUGUUUGAAGUUGGGGAACUUUGCUGUGUUGUUCAAUGUUUUGUGGUAUCUGUCAAACUUAAAGUAACUAAAUUAAAAAAAAUUGUAGAAAUUUAGGGAAUUAAAUUUAAUUGUAAUUAUAUGAUAAGGGUUUAAAAUUUUAUUUGCAAAAUUAUGCCAAAUUCUGAAUAACUCUUGAAGUAAAUGAUUUCUUUAAAGAACAGGUUGGUGGGUUUGGUUUGUGCAAGAAGAUUUUUUUCCUUUUUGCUUUUUGUUCCUAGAUUGCAUGUAAGUUAAGCUUAAAAGUCUAGUAAUGUCUUCAGAGUUAAUGAUACCUUGUUCCCAGUACUUCCAUGCUUAUACAAUCUGUAAAUAGCAUUACAUUAGUUUGAAUCAUUAUACCUUCUAUUUUGUGUCAAUUUUGUGAUGGCAGUUUUGUACUAGCUUCUGUUGAAAGUUUUCAUAAUGGUUUAAAAAUUGACAAGCAUUUGGUACUCAUUUCAUGUCAAUAUCGAAACACUUCGGCAUUGAUUAGUAAUGGUAGCCAUAUUAAGACUGAGUGGAGUACAGUCCAAUGAGGAAUUGGGUGAGUGAUUUCAAAUUUGGGGAGCUGCAUAGCACAAGGUUGAUUUGAAGUUACAAGCAGGAUUACCCCUAAAUUGUUCAACACAAAGAGCAAUGCCCAAAUAAUUGUGUCAAUAUCAAAAUGUGAGAAACAAGGGAAUGAGACAUUUAAUGUAAGGGCAGGUGUGCUCGUCAGAAUCAAAUGAAAUUAUCUCAAUGAUAGUACUCAGUUGAUCAUUUUUGUAUUUGUUCAUGUUUUCAAUGUGGAUAUAUCAACCUGCUCACUUUCAAAGUUUUCUUCAUUUGAAAUGCUAGCUUCGGCUAAGUUUUGUAGUUGAGUUUUAUUGGCUGAUAGGUGAAAGUGCUGAAAGUCUUUGAUUUUGGCCUGUCCAAUUACAAUUGUUUGUAAUAAUACAGGUGAAAUUGGACUUGAAACAGCCCAUCAAGUCAUAAAUAAGGGCUGUUGAUAAUCACUCUUUUGCAAACAUUCUGUUAUUUACACAUUUUGAUAAUCUGGUUUAAAAUUGAUUGGGAUGUGUCCACAUUUUUGUGGAACUAAGUAAAAAUUCCCUGUAUUUGUUGAGAUAAAAAAAUAUUUACAUUUAAGAAUUUGUGCAAACUCAUACUUUCUGAUUGGGAUUAUCAUAUUUUCUUUUCCUUUGUCUUUUUUAAAAUUUUUUAAAAACAUUGUUAUUUGGAAAGACACAAAGUUACAAGGUCCCUGUCUGUACUGUUGAAAUUAACCUGUCAUUUUAUGUUUUUUAAAUACUUAGGAUUUCCUAGGUAGCAUUGUUCAAAUAAAAAGUGAAUCUACAGCUCA
Messenger RNA from Stylophora pistillata, 6598 nucleotides. Its product is annotated as protein dispatched homolog 3. The record is from RefSeq and is a predicted model, not a curated record. Lineage: Eukaryota; Metazoa; Cnidaria; Anthozoa; Scleractinia; Pocilloporidae. Gene Ontology annotation, cellular component: cytoplasm.